Messenger RNA from Phymastichus coffea, 6361 nucleotides. RefSeq names its product proton channel OtopLc-like. Bases 433 to 2691 code for a protein of 752 amino acids. Gene Ontology annotation, biological process: proton transmembrane transport. Gene Ontology annotation, molecular function: proton channel activity. Gene Ontology annotation, cellular component: membrane. The record is from RefSeq and is a predicted model, not a curated record. Lineage: Eukaryota; Metazoa; Arthropoda; Insecta; Hymenoptera; Eulophidae. The transcript is spliced from 11 exons.
CACCGUAAUCAUGUCGCUGCCGCUCUGCUCCGCAACAAGUCUUCCUUCUUGACUCGUAUACGUUCGCUCGCUGCUCCGCUCCUUCUCUUCUCGUCACGGAUUCGUGUGCUCAAUUUUUUUUUUCUUUUUCCAAGCCGAAGAACAAGACUCACUACUAGUGUGGCACACAAGCACGCACACGAGCGUAAAGACGAUGUCGAGGCAGGAAAAUGCCGUACUGCAGCAGUAGCGAGCAGUCAACGGCUUAUUCCAGCCGAGAGGAGCCAAUGCACCCGAGAGAGAUUGAUCUUCCUUAAAAUUCUCAAUGCGUCGUGGCUCCUGAGAACCGAGGGCUCUCAUUUGAAAAAAAACGGCAUACGUCGCCAGAGGAAAGCUAGAGAGUGAGCGAGAGAGAAUAAAAGACUUCAGCAAAGUUAAAAGAAGACGAAAAAAAUGGGCGAAAGCUCUCCGGACUUGAGUCUAAGGCUGCGGCGUGGCAGCUCCGACUCCAGGGAUUCUUUCUACAUGGACUUUGCUCAGGGCAUAGACUCCGACAUAGAAGAAGUAGUGAAGCCAUCGGAUAACUUGGACGGAUUGAUCAGUGAUUUGCUGGACGAUAGCGGUGCUGAUUUACCACUAGCCGAUGAAACUGAUAUUCCGACCAUACCCGAAGAAGCAUCUGAAGAGCUGAGACUUGAAGAGGAGGCUGAUGCGCUUGAGGCGGCUUUAGCAGGAGCUGCUGAGAUGACUGGAAAAAAGGAUAAAAUUACUGCUGACUGGCCGGGACUACCGGCGGCUUUACCGUCGCCUGCCUCGCCUUCGGCGGUGAUCGUCUCGCCGGAGACGCUGUCUCGACACAGCAGCAGCUCACCGUCUCGCAACAAGGACAGUGGCAUCGCCGUUACAACCAGACAGCCGCAGUACGUCUUGACAUUGCCGUGCAAUACGCAACCGAUACCCGCAGUAUGCUAUCCAACGCCCAACUACCUCGAGCUCGAUGUUGGCGCCGAGCGAAAUCUUAAGAACGCAGGAUGCGACGCGUUCGCAACGACGCUAAGCGCCUUGUAUGGAAAGCUUUUGGUUGUCAUGGGUAUCGCCUUCCCCAUGGCUGAAGUCAUAUCUACCUACAUACCACCGUCAUUCUACGAGGGUUUCUAUCUCUACCUCUACUUCGGUAGCAUGCUGUUUUUAUUCAUCAUGUAUCUUACCAUGUGCGGCGACUCCAAGCCCAAACAAAAAAAGCCAAAAGAUGUGAGCGAUCUCGACUCGUCGUUAUCUUCAAGUGGCGGUGGUGCAGACAGUGAUAGUCCCGACUCGCGUUAUCCACACCAUGGUUUCCAUCGGCCGACUCAACACUACGGUAGCUUCUACUUGCGUAUGGGUGCCGUCGCCUUUGGAAUUGGCUCGAUGAUUUACUCGGGUCUCGAAUUCGGACAGUACUUCGAGCUCGAGCACAACACCAAGUGCCAUAACAUAUUGCUCGCACUCACACCUACCACGCGCAUGGCCUUCACCUUCAUACAGAUGUACUUCAUCUUUCUCAACGAUAAGCAAAUGACAGUGUAUAAUCAUCGUGUUCUCGCACGGUUUGGUCUAAUGCACAUGAUCGGCACGAAUCUUGCUGUUUGGCUAAACGUUCUCAUCCAAGAAACGAAACACGAGAUACUCACAUUUUAUAAUCCGGAAAAUAAUUCUCUUCGCAUUUCGCACAGAUUAGGCACGAAAGCCGGCCAUCUACACCUUGGCGGUCAUGUAGCUCACGAUCCACAUGCUGGAGCUCACGCGAGAAUAGCACGAGGCUUAAAAGGUCCUCAUCAUAUAUUCGAAUGUCGACGUACCAACAUUAUGGGCUCACUCGUACAAGAUGCCUCGCCAUUCCUUUUUCCUUGUACUAUCGAGUACAGUCUUAUCUGUGCUGCUAUACUUUAUGUUAUGUGGAAGAAUAUCUCCAAGUGGCCGAACAAGCAAGCGAUGCCGCUUACACGGCAUCACACCCACGUUUAUAGGAGGUCACCACAUCACUACAGCGUCGAUUGUGCACGAGCGCACAAAGGACUAUUCUUGGGUAUCCUCAUUCUCGUCCUCACCAUCAUUUCACUCAUUUUGUUCUUCGUAAUGGCUUCAAGACCAGAACUCGUAGCGUUGGCCGUACAAGAGGUGAAUAUAUGCGAGCUGACGCUCUACGGAAUGUCGACUUUGGCAACGAUGGUUGGGAUGUGUCAAAUGAGUAAAUUGCGUUACGAUGGCACACGAAAUCUGGAACUCGACAACAUCCUACUUGUGGCCGCGCAAACUGGAAUGUUCAUCUACUCAACUUUUACCAUAAUUGGCAGCCAUUUCACGCUCGAGAAGCACACGGUUUUAGUAUUGAUAACCGCAUUGGCAAGUGUGGUGCAGACGACGUUUCAGACGAUUUUCAUACUGGAUGCAUCUAAGAGAACUGUCGCAUCGGCCAAACAUAUGAAGCAUAAACCUGGCAGACAGGUGGUUACUUUCUUACUAGUGACAAAUCUGUCGAUGUGGGCAAUCAAUACGCUUGAAAAGUCGAGAGCUGAAUCGCAUCCAGUACAACUGCACUUUUACGGACUCUGGGCGUGGACCAUUAUAACGCAUGUUUCGAUGCCUCUAGCAAUCUUCUACAGGUUUCACAGCACGGUAUGCCUGUGCGAGAUAUGGAAGAAAGCGUACAAAGUGAAGCCGACCUAUAUAUGACGCAAGGGGCAAUCGAAGAGGAGACACUCGGCGACGAUGUCAACGGCGACAACGUCGGCUACGGUGGUUAAUCGUCAUCAAAGACCGAAUAAUUUGCCUACGCAGCUUGACCGUAUCGCCGAGAACGAUCCCACAUACUUCAUCUGAUCGCUUACACUCGCGAAACUCCAGCAAAUCGCUGCUCAGCAUGUGCCACCAAGACGAUCGAUACUCAUUAUUCGAACUGAAUUGUAAUGAGAUUUUUGGCGUAAUUGCGCUUGUAUGUUAAUUAGACGCUACUAAUAUUAGUGAAAAUUGAAAUGAACAUUAUUGAAAAGUUAAAGUACUGGAAUGUUCGAAAAAUAAACUAAAAUCUUAUUUUGAAUGAAAUGAAAGUUUAUUUACACAAGCACGUAGCAAUAACAAUCAAAAAUAACAGUAGCUGUUUGAGAAGCUGCGUUUAUAGCAUUUUAAAAAGCGUGUUAUGUUAAUAUACAAGAAAGCCACAAUGGUAUCGCAAUUCGUCAAACUGGUAUAAAACUGAAGGGCGAUCAACUGGAAAUUCGCGAGAAUCGAUGUGACCGUAUGCUGUGAUUGCGAUAAGUUCACACGACCUCUUCCAACAUAUCGAGAGCAUUCUAUUCGCACCGAUCGGUAAAAUCCACUUGGAAAAUACAAUAUUUUAAUCUGGCUAGUAUACUAAUCUUUGCUUUACCCAAAUCGUUAGCAUAGGGUCUUGCAAAAUCAUUUUUAAAGUUGAUAUUAAUUGUUGUUCUAAUAGAAACCGAUCGGUCAUGAAUGGACGAUACUCGAUAAAAAACCAUUCACACAAUCGUUGUCACCUAGACCAAAAUCCCGUGAGGACCGAGACGAAGUAUGUAAUAUCCCAACUGUGAUUAUCAGAAAAAUUAAAACUUUCAAAGAUUAGUUCACAUUGGGCGAGUUGUAGCGUUUUCGUUGUACCGAUCUUCAACAACCUCGAUAUAAAACAGGAUUUGCGACCAAACAAAACCUUUGCCAACGACUUUUCCCAAAGAAGAACACUUUUCUCUUUAAGAAUGGUACGAUGUUAGCUUUAGAUAAAAACAAAUCGAAAAAAUUAAUCUGCUGAGGAAUUUUCCUCUUGAGUAUUCGCUUUUGAGCUUUUGUCCAUUAGUAUUUAAUAAAAAAAGUGACGAUAGCUAUGAUAGGUAAUCAUAAUUUCCUUUUUCGUUGAUAAUUAAUCGAUAUUAAAGUUAUAAGAAUUUUAUAAAACGCUUUUUUGCAUUGAACUGUUUUUGUAACAAAACAUUAUACCUAACGCACGCAAUGUUAGAGUAGCAAAUUCACAUGUUGAUAAAGGACCAUUUCGAUAUUGUAGAAUUCUUCGAGCUAGUCUUUUAUACCUUUUUAUAUGGCAAAAAUAUUUUUCCAAUGGGACCGUAACCUUUUCUAAAUAAAUCAACGUAGAGAAAAUUAAAUAAAUGAUUAGAAGUCCUGUGGUUUUUAGAUGAAAAUCAGAAUCGAUCUAGUAGCUGCAUGGUUGAUCGAAAAAUACAUUCCGAUAAAAUGUUCUUUUAUACACAGACCACUAUUUGUCUUCCAUAGAGUACAAACUAUCAUGGACCUACUAUUUAUUCACACUAUUAAUUCAUAGAUUGAUCAUUGCGGGUAAUUUUUUACUAACGUCGAGAGGUCUAUUUGCUAUCAAUAUUCAUGUCUAAUGAAAAUAUAGUGUUUUCAUUGGUAAAUUUAAUAUCAAGUCAAAUUGCGUACAUUGUCUAAAAUUCAAAAGAUAUGAAACAUGCAACUACAUUAAAAAUUGAUACUGUAACUGCCAGUCAUAUCAGUGAAUUUGAAAAUCGCUGGCGAUCGGUGAAAAAAUGCUCGAUAAAACGAGUGUUCACAUUUUUUUAUUUGAGGUAUAAUCAACGUGAAUGAAUGAUUGAGAGAUAGAACAAUGUUUUCGUUCACGCAGAAUGAAAGCAAUGAAUAAUGUGAGCUUCGAUACAAUCCACGAAAGAAAGUGUAUUAGUAAGUAUUCAUAGAGUAGAAUAGAUUUUUUCUCAUUUUUCAAAAGGAAUAUUAUUCUUGUAUUCGAUAUAUAAUUUCCAUGUAAUGAUAUGAAGAAUGUAAUGUUAAUUUUAGAAGAAAUUUAAACUCAUUCUCAGUAUUAACAAACCAAAAAAAUUGUAUUAACGAUAUUUCGUUUAUUGUUCGAUAUAAAAAAGAAUUGAAAUUGAAAUUAAAUAUUAUAGAAUUUUGUAAUUGUACAGCAAUAAAAAUGUGAUAUUUUUAACUGUUUAAGUUGUAAUUGCGUUCGUAAGAAUAACUCACGAUAAAAAUGGAUCAGUUGGUAUUACAACAAGCAAAGGUAAUGUGAAAAAACGUAUUCUAAUUCUGAUUGUGUGUAAUCGAUAUCCCGACGAUUGAAAAUUAUAAAAAAAGAGACAAACAUAUAUUGACUGUCUAAAACCAAAAAAUCGUUAGUUUGAAUCGUUUCGAUUCGAUUGAUUAUUUUAACUGCUAAACAAACGAUAUUCUCGAUAUAGCAAUCCUAGCUGUAAGAUAAUAGUUGACUAGUUUGAAAACGAUGACUUUUGUAAAUAAUACGCCGCAGCGAAAGCGAGGGAGGAAACAUUCUUGAGUGUUUUAGAUUAGUCGUGUCGACAUGUUUCUUCCUAUAUUACAUUGAAUUAUAUUAUAUUGUGUAUACACAUGCAUAAAAGCUAUAUAUAUUUAUUAUUGCGUUGUUCUAUCAUAAUAUUUAUUGUAAACGUCGCGCCUGCUGACAUGUUUUUUACAGACUAAUUGAUUCUUCAGCAAGAAGAUACUGAAAGGAACUGCAUAGACACAUAAAUCCAUCGCUUUUGUGCUGAGGUGCGAAUUGAAUAUGGUUCGUUAAUUGAAAAUAGUUGGUACGGUAUAACAAUAAAAUAUUACAAAAUUAUAAUACGAAAGAAAGUAAAAAAACUCUAAAUAUUACUUUCUUUACCAAAAGGUAUUUUAUACAUUAAAAAAAUUUCAAGUUCAAAAUUUUUAAUUAAAGUAAACGAAUCUCUAAGCAUCACGGCACAAACGCGCACUAAAAGUCGCAUUUUUCUAUGUCCGCAUAAUCUAGUUCCUACGCAAUGUUUGUACUCUGGUACCCUUUAUACUAUUUGUACCUUUGAAUCGCAAUACACAGUCGUCCGGAAUAAUCGUCGAGAUCAAAAAGCUGAUAAAAAAUAACAAAAAAACAUUAAAAAAGAUUUGCAAAAUUUAAACAAUAAUCUUUCGUUUUAUACCUCAAACCCACAAUAAUAGCAAUGAUAAAAUCUGUUUACCGGCAAGCUUAACGCUUCACCAUACAACCACACCUUCAUGUGUAUGUAGAUAACAGAAUAAGAGAAGUAAGAACGGAUCGAAGCUUCGAGCUGCGGUGUCAAUGACCCGACCUAACGGCGUCCCUGGUCGACGUAUAUCUGUACAUGUGCAUGCACUGUGCUCCAAGGUCGACACUUGUCGGAUUUGCAGGUACUACUGUUUACAUUAUGACAAUGUAUGCCCCCCGUAGGGGCUGUUUGAAUGAGCGUUGCUUUGUUUAAUUAUUUGAAGGGGUAGUUUCUUCUUAAUUCGCUAUUGAUUAAUGUUAAAACUGCAAUUGGCUGCUUGUUUGUACAUUUUUCGGAUUCUUUUUUUUUGCAUUUUGUGCCAUUUAAAAUCCAUUCCA